Cyprinus carpio (common carp) is the source of this 1878-nucleotide messenger RNA. RefSeq names its product GDP-mannose pyrophosphorylase Aa (gene gmppaa). Gene Ontology annotation, cellular component: cytoplasm. The record is from RefSeq and is a predicted model, not a curated record. Gene Ontology annotation, biological process: biosynthetic process. NCBI's taxonomy places the organism in Eukaryota, Metazoa, Chordata, Actinopteri, Cypriniformes, Cyprinidae. Gene Ontology annotation, molecular function: transferase activity.
CCUAGUACUUCCGGAACUUUCAACGUGAGCUCAUUAGAUUUACGCUGCUGUCAUGUUGUUAAAUUUGGAAUUAGAUACAUAAUCAAAUACUUUUUUUCCCCUUUUUUUUCUUUUUGCACGUUGAAGCCAAACGUGGAAUGACAUUUAUGCAUCAAAUCGAUUCACUGAAGAAGUUUAAGUACUUCCUGCUCGACCAUCUGUUUACAUCAACCUCAGCAGUAUUUUUAGAGCUUUUUGAUUUUUGCACAUAUAUGUAUAUAUAUAAUAAUAAGAAGUAAUCAUGCUGAAGGCUGUUAUUCUUAUCGGAGGUCCUCAAAAAGGCACCCGGUUUCGCCCGCUGUCUUUUGAAGUGCCCAAACCUCUGUUUCCAGUGGCUGGAGUGCCAAUGCUACAGCAUCACAUUGAGGCCUGCUCAAAGCUUCCGAAUAUGAAGGAGAUCUUACUUAUUGGCUUUUAUCAGCCCAAUGAAGAACUAAACAGAUUUUUGUCAUGCGCCCAACAAGAUUUCAAAAUCUCAAUAAGAUACCUUCAGGAGUACGCUGCUCUGGGCACCGGAGGAGGAAUCUACCAUUUCAGAGAUCAGAUUCUGUCUGGCAGUCCAGAAGCAUUUUUUGUCAUGAAUGCGGACGUGUGCUCAGAGUUUCCUCUGCCAGAGAUGCUGGACUUCCAGAAGGAGCACGGAGACGCUUACAGUUUUGUCAUCCUAGGCACCACGGCCAACAGAAAACAGUCCCUGAACUACGGCUGCAUUGUUGAAAAUGAACAAACUGAUGAGGUCUUGCAUUAUGUCGAGAAGCCCAGCACAUUUGUGAGUGACAUAAUCAACUGUGGAAUAUACCUGUUCACUCCAGAGAUAUUCCAGCACAUCGGAACAGUUUUCCAGAAGAACCAACAGGACAUGCUGUUAUAUUACGAUGAGGGAGAGGAGCAGUCCAAUGGCUGGCAUCGGGCAGAGGUGAUCCGUCUGGAGCAGGACAUCUUUACGGCACUGGCAGGCCAAGGCAAAUUAUACGUGUACAAAACAGACCGCUUUUGGAGCCAAAUCAAAUCUGCAGGAUCUGCGAUCUAUGCAAGCCGUUUGUAUCUUAACCAGUAUCACACAACACAUCCAGAGAGGUUAGCUACUAAUAGAGAAGGAGGGCCAAAGACCAGAGGAAAUGUUUAUAUACAUCCAACUGCCAACAUUGACCCAACUGCUGUGUUAGGUCCAAAUGUAUCAAUAGGAACAGGCGUAACGAUCGGUGCGGGAGUUCGCGUGAGGGAGUCCAUUAUCCUCCAUGGUGCUACUUUACAGGAUCACAGCUGCGUGUUGAACAGUAUUGUGGGCUGGGGCAGCACCAUUGGCAAAUGGGCCAGAGUGGAAGGGACCCCUAGUGACCCAAAUCCUAAUGACCCAUAUGCCAAAAUUGACAGUGAGACACUGUUCAGAGAUGGAAAACUAACACCGUCCAUUACAAUUCUUGGCUGUAAUGUAAAUAUCCCAUCUGAGGUCAUCAUACUCAACUCUAUCGUCCUGCCACAUAAAGACCUUAACAGAAGCUUCAAAAACCAGAUCAUACUGUAGUUUCAGUUUCAGUCAUUUGUACUUGUCAUUUUCAUACAAAUAAAACAGGUAUUUGAAAUGAAAAUGAUGGAUGAAUCAUCUGAAGAUUCAGUGGCGUUUGUUAAAAUGUCUGUUACUGUAUUGUGCUUAUGGAUUUACCAUUGUACAGUGUUAUCACAUCAAAGCUGGAUAAAUGAAAUGUCAAAGAUAUACAAAGAAAGGUGCAAAAAAUAAAUGCUGUUUAUUUGUGCAGUCUGUUACCAUUCGUUCCAGAAUUUAACAUGUCAUGUAAAACAAAAAAAUGGUAAGACAAAUGAUAAAAUCUUGUAAUUGGA